AUGCCCGCUCCAGUAUCAACGCCAAAGGCAAAUGGUGACACCGUGAAUGGACAUGGACCUGUUAAAUCAUCGGCGGCAAAAUCAAGAGGAGCUCUAAAAAGAUUAAAAGCCAAACAAAAAGCUGCUGCUGGCAUAGGGAAGAACGGACAUGAGUCAGCUAGCGAAGCACCAACAGACACCGAGAGUGAUGUUGAGUCUGUGACUUCCACGAGUACGGCUGCUACUUCCAUCGACCUAGCUUUCGAUCCAUCUGAUCCUGCUUAUGCCGCAUUUUCAUCCAUUUUGGCUAAAUUCCAAGGUCAAGAUGUCGAGAACGCUGAAGAUCAACAGCUUGGCGGACCGGCAAAAGGCGAGGUGUAUUAUUCGGACGAUGAAGAUGAUGAUGAGGAGGAUGUCAAGAAAGCAGCUCAAAGGGCUCUGGAUCAAGAAGGGUUGACCAGAAGAGAAAAGAGGAAAGCCGCGAAAUUGACCGUUGCAGAGUUGAAACAGUUGGUAGACCGCCCAGAAGUUGUAGAAUGGUUCGAUUGUGAUGCUCGAGAUCCGAGAACAUUGGUAAACCUGAAAUCGUAUCGAAAUACUGUACCUGUCCCUGGACACUGGAAUGCGAAGCGAGAUUACUUGGCUGGAAAGAGAGGUAUCGAGAAACCUCCAUAUCUUCUUCCUCCAUGGAUCGCGGAGACUGGAAUUGGCGAGCAAAGAGAUGCUAUCAAAGCUAAAGAAGCUGAACAGACAUUACGUCAAAAGACUAGAGAACGGGUACAACCUAAGAUGGGGAAAAUUGAUAUUGAUUAUCAAAAACUACAUGAUGCUUUCUUUAAAUUUCAAACGAAACCAAGUAUGAGCAAGUUUGGCGAAGCAUACUAUGAGGGCAAAGAGCUUGAAACCGAUUUACGGACGAAAAAACCGGGAGAAUUAUCUGAUGAGCUUAUCGAAGCAUUGUCUAUUCCUCCAUUGGCACCACCGCCAUGGUUGAUUGCGAUGCAGAGAUUCGGUCCACCACCCAGUUACCCUAAUCUGAGGAUCCGAGGUCUCAAUGCUCCUAUACCACCUGGUGCUCAAUGGGGUUUCCAUCCUGGUGGUUGGGGUAAACCGCCUAUGGACGACUUUAACAGGCCACUAUAUGGUGACGUGUUCGGUGUGAUGCAGGGUGCCGAAAUAGCCCACCAAGAUCAAAUCGACCGUACACUAUGGGGAGAGAUUGAGCAGCUGGAUGAAGAAUCCGAAGAAGAAGAAUCUGAGGAAGAAGAAGAGGAGGAUGAGGGACCUGCACCUGUACGAUCUGGUAAUGCACCUGCAGACGGAUUAGAAACGCCCUCAGGAUUAGCGACACCCUCGGGAUACAAUUCAGUUGUAUCUACGGUACCUGGGGGAUUGGAAACACCUGACUUCAUUGAUCUGAGGAAAAACACCAGAGCUGAGAGUGAAGAUGUACCUUCUGGGCCGAGAGAACUGUAUCAAGUCAUUCCGGAAAGGGAAACAUCAAGUAGAGGAUUUAUGGGAUCAUCGACAGCGUAUGAUAUCUCGAAUCUUGGCAAAUCAAGUGGACCUGCUGUGUUGGGCGUGGAUGAUGGUGGAAGAAAGCGUAAAGCGGGUGAAGUAGAAAUAUCGAUAUCAGAGGAUGAAGAUCUAACUCAAGAGCAACUGAAAGCCAAAUAUGAGGCAUCAAGAUCACAAGCACAAAAGGUAUACGUGCCAGGUGCUGAUGCUGAUAGAAGUGGUUUCGAAGAUGUCAUGGCUGGAGAAAUGAAAAAGAGACAAAGAGGAAACGAGAAGAAAGGUAAAGAUAAAGCUGAGAAAUUCAAGUUUUAG
This is a messenger RNA of Kwoniella shivajii, 1809 nucleotides long. RefSeq lists its product as uncharacterized. Gene Ontology annotation, cellular component: nucleus. The coding region runs from base 1 to 1809 and encodes 602 amino acids. Lineage: Eukaryota; Fungi; Basidiomycota; Tremellomycetes; Tremellales; Cryptococcaceae. The record is from RefSeq and is a predicted model, not a curated record. The transcript is spliced from 10 exons.